Penicillium cataractarum is the source of this 504-nucleotide messenger RNA. Its product is annotated as SDR family NAD(P)-dependent oxidoreductase. The transcript has 2 exons. The coding region runs from base 1 to 504 and encodes 167 amino acids. The record is from RefSeq and is a predicted model, not a curated record. Gene Ontology annotation, molecular function: oxidoreductase activity, acting on the CH-OH group of donors, NAD or NADP as acceptor. NCBI's taxonomy places the organism in Eukaryota, Fungi, Ascomycota, Eurotiomycetes, Eurotiales, Aspergillaceae.
AUGGAUCAAGUCCCCACAUCGGAUUUUGAAAAGAUCAUUUCUGUUAACUUGGUUGGAACAUACCGUGUCUCCCAAGCAGCUAUCCCUUUUCUCGAGAAAUCUUCUGGGGGCGGUGUUAUCAUCAACAUGUCUAGCUGCCGGGCAACCCAGCAGAGCAAGCAUGGUGAGGCCUACGCGGCCUCCAAAGCUGGGAUCGAAGGCCUCAGUAUGGCCAUGUCUGUGAGCUUAGGACCGAAGGUUCGGGUGCAUGUGGUGAGCCCUGGCAUGGUGGAUGUGCGGUCCGAGCGGAAUGAAAGCCUUUUGCCAGAUGUCCAGACUCUACGGGGCGAUCUAGAUCGGGAUUUCCAAAGCGAGUAUGCGCCAACUUGGGGCGCGGGCAAAAGCGGUGCGCUGAGUGAAGCCCACCCGGUGGGCAGGAUUGGGAGAGGUGAAGAUAUUGCACGGUGGGUUGAAUUCUUGGGUGUUCUAGAAGGCGGAUUUACAACGGGUGGGGUAUGUAUUUGA